GACAUAUACACAAGGCAUGACCAAUGUCAGAAAAAUUUGCGGAAAUUUCAAUUUUUAAGGUUAUCUACAUUAAAGUUGGGGAUAGGCACUGUAAAUGUUUGAAAGUUAUGUAAUACGAUAGAAAGACACGUUUGGCACUCGCCAAACCGACUUAUGUUAGAUUUAUGAUGCUUUGGUUAUGAAGUUGGUCAGGCAAUUAUUGUCAAAAGCAUAUAAAACCUACAAAACAACUGUAAAUGUUGCAUUCCAAAGAAAAUAUCUACUUUAUACGAAUGUUUUUCUAUCAGUAGGGAUAUCCUCACUUGGUGAUACUAUACAACAAAGCUAUGAAUUAAGUAUAAAAGAUAUUAACACAUUUGAUUACGAGCGGACUGCACAUAUGGCAUUUUCUGGUUUCACUGCUGGAAUAAUAUGUCACAAUUGGUAUAAUUUUUUGGAUAAGAUAAUUGUUGGCAAAACAAUCGAUAUGGUACUAAAAAAGUUAAUUCUGGACCAGUGUAUCUGUUCUCCCAUUAUUAUUCUUUCUUUUUUUGCCACUGUUGCUAUUUUUGAAGAGAAGCCUUUAGAGAGCUUUGAUGAAGAAGUGAGAGAUAAAUUUUGGACAUUGUACAAGGCUGAAUGGGUAGUGUGGCCACCUGCGCAAAUAAUAAAUUUUUAUUUUUUACCAACAAAAUACAGGGUGCUUUAUGACAAUACCAUAUCUCUUGGUUAUGAUAUUUACACAUCUCAAGUAAAACAUAGAAAACAGAAGAAGGAAUAAACACAAAGAAAAUGAAAAAUAAAAUAAACCCAUGAAUAUUUUUGUUUGCUUUGUAAUUAAUUUUUUUAACAGUACUUUUUGUAUUUUGGCAAAAAUACCAAAAUUAAUAAUUGAAAAAAUAAUGGAAUAAUGUUUACGUUGUUGCUAUUUAACACAAUGACAUGAAAAUGCAGGCAAUCGGCAUCACGUGGAGGAAACUAGCAACAAACAUACGUAGUUCAAGUUCGGUAACACGCUUAAAAAAAGCCGUUAAAGUAUCUUUCAGUGACAAAUAUUUGUUUUACACAAAUGUGACUAUAUCUGUAACGUUGUCGUCAGUGGGUGAUUUACUUGAACAAUGUUAUGAGAUAUCCGUCGGUGAACAGGAAAAGUAUGACUUCAAAAGGACUAUGCAUAUGGGGUUCUCUGGAGUUGCUGUGGGUGUUCUGUGCCAUCAUUGGUACAAAGUUUUAGAUAAAUUUAUUAUAGGAAAAACGUACGAUAUGGUAGCGAAAAAAUUGCUAUUAGACCAAUUAAUAUUCUCUCCAAUUAUGAUUAUAACAUUUUUCGGAAGUGUCGCAUUGUUCGAAGAGAAUCCACUACAGAAUUUUAAGGAGGAAGUGAGAAGUAAAUUUUUAACGCUAUAUCGUGCUGAGUGGAUGGUCUGGCCGCCAGCGCAGAUUAUAAAUUUCUACUUUCUGCCAACGCGGUAUAGAGUUUUAUACGACAACACGAUCUCAUUAGGUUACGAUAUUUAUACAUCACAAGUGAAACAUAGUAAAGGCUUGAAAAGCUCAUCUAAAGAUAAAAUUAUAGGGACCAAAUGAAAUUGUUUACCAAAGUUUAAAAAAACUAGUAGUCACCGCUAUGUCUGUUUUAUGUACAACAAUGUAUUUUAAUGGAUAUGAUUUGUUGAAAUAAAGAGCUUUGCUGUGAUAUUAAAUGAAAUUUAAUAAAAAUAGUUUACAAUGUUUGAAAUGUACAAAUGUUAAUUUAUUUUUGUUAAUCUUUGAAAUAAAGUCAAUUAUAUACGUGCGUAUGAAA
This is a messenger RNA of Bombyx mori (domestic silkworm), 1783 nucleotides long. Its product is annotated as mpv17-like protein 2. The transcript is spliced from 3 exons. The record is from RefSeq and is a predicted model, not a curated record. Gene Ontology annotation, cellular component: cytoplasm; membrane; mitochondrion. Lineage: Eukaryota; Metazoa; Arthropoda; Insecta; Lepidoptera; Bombycidae. Bases 922 to 1566 code for a protein of 214 amino acids. Gene Ontology annotation, biological process: cellular response to reactive oxygen species; mitochondrial ribosome assembly.